Symsagittifera roscoffensis is the source of this 534-nucleotide messenger RNA. RefSeq names its product endoplasmic reticulum junction formation protein lunapark-B-like. The transcript has 6 exons. Lineage: Eukaryota; Metazoa; Xenacoelomorpha; Acoela; Convolutidae. The coding region runs from base 46 to 534 and encodes 162 amino acids. The record is from RefSeq and is a predicted model, not a curated record. Gene Ontology annotation, biological process: endoplasmic reticulum tubular network organization. Gene Ontology annotation, cellular component: endoplasmic reticulum tubular network.
AAACUUAUUAAAUAGAAGGAUAUGUGACAAAACAACAGUAGUGUUAUGGGGAAAAUCUUCUCUAUUUUCCAGCGUCAGUCUCUGGGGGAACAGCUGGAAGAAACUGAAAAUAAUAUCAAUGCAGUUCGGAAAAACCGAUACCAAAGUCAACAACGUCAGAAAAGAAUUGUUGCUUCAGUAACUCUAUGGACGCUUCUACUGUAUUCACUUUCUGCUGCUUCUGUUUUUGCGUAUUAUUUUCCUUCUUCUUGGAAAAUGCGCGUCGUUUAUGCGCUUCCUCUUUGUUUUGGCCCGGUUUUGGCAUAUGUGUUGCGUAGAAUAAUCAUGCUUUACUUCACCAGCCGAAUCAAGAGCUCUGAUGAAGUGUUACGCAGCUUAAUUGAGAAGAAAAAAGCUCUGCUGGAGCAGGUGAGAGAGAAGGAAAGCUAUAAGAAGGCAAAAGAAAUCCUGGAGAAAUAUGACCCCGAGGUGAUCAAAUUCAAGAAUGUACAUGUGCAUUUUGAGUUCAGUUCAAGUUCAUUUGUUAAAAGGUAG